CAAUAAUCCCUUGGCCAUCUGUUACGGUAGAUGUGGUCCAUCAACACCUACAACCACGCAAAAUCUCCAAUGAAGAAACAAAAACAUAAUUGAUAUUUCAAUUUGGUAAUGAAGGAGAUGCCAUGCCACCUCAUUCCAUGAUCUAUCUAAUAUCUCUGCCACUAUCCUCAAGCACACGUGACACCUAUACAUUGGAUGGAACUCACACCUCACUACAUUUCAGCCGAGCCAGAUUUUUCUGCUGCUCCUGGCAAACUUGCAAGUGUAAAGAGAGGAAGAAGACGAAGUGAAUGAAGCUUGGAAGCUUCUGUGUAGUCGUCUCUUGGUCUCUAUUAAACAAAAAAAUGGCUCUAAGCCCAAACAAAACAAAUGAUAAAUAUAGACUAAAUACUGGACUUGAGAAUUAAACUAGCAGUAACCUACAGUCCAAAAGCCCACACGAAUUCAAUUGCUUUGAAUUGAUUUCGGCUGCAGAGACAAAAGCUCUAUGUUUAACUUGCAAACCCAGAACCCGUGGGUCGACCCGUGGGGUGUGUCACAUGUGGCAGAUGACAUGGCGCCAACAAGGUGGCAACAUACCGGCUGCACAUGUGGCGUGUAUGGAAGACUAGUAGCAUAGAGAUGCUCCUAGGAUUCUCCACCUAAAUGAGAGCUUAAUGGUGCACUUAUGAGUCACAUAAUGGGUGACAUUUAUAGAGUGCAUAAUGGGGGGACUUAAUGGGUGUAUUGAUGUAGUAGAGGGACAUUAUGAGGGGCAUUGAUGCCUUGUAUGAGGAGAGGCCUAUAUAAGGAGCCAUCUCCCUCACUCUUAACUCAUCCAUCAUUUUUGUGAGCAAUACAACUAUAGAGUUUCUCCCAUCUUCUUGUGUCUUGUUCUUGUGAGUUGAGUGAGUUUGAGAGCUUGUGAGAAGGCUGCCUAGUAUCUCUAACGGAAUUGAGAGCUAGGGCCGUACGACCAAGAGUAAGGCCGUGACAGUUGGUAUCAGAGCCUGGUUCUGAAAGAAGAACCGGUGUCCUCACUCCUCAAGAAGGAAGAUAAGAAAGAGCGAGAGCCUCACCAAAGAUGACUGGAUCAGAAGUCCAUGACGAUGCGGAGAAGCACCGUGGACGGGAUACCGUGAAGAAUCCCAAGGCAAAGGGUGACAAGUCAAGCACUCGUGAUCCUAUGACGUCUCUAGAGAGGCGUGUCUCUAGAGUGGAGGUGAAGUUGGCGGAAGAUCUCACCGCCAUCGAGGAUUUGGGAGCUAACUUCGCCCAAGUCGAAAGCGAUUGUCAAGGUAUGAAUGCUCGUUUGUCGAGCUUGGAGAUUGGUCAUGAUGGCAUACGAGAAGAGCUUGUGGCCCUCAUCAACAACACCAUCAACACAUCCUUGAACAACGCCAUUGAAGUUGUCAAAGAACAUGUCCAGGCUGAGCUGGUCGACGUGAAGGAGGAGAUUGCAGACCUCAAGAGUGAGGUCACUCUCGUGAAGAGAGCCAUGGCUAACGGACCUGCCAUUGCACAACCUACCUCAACCAUGGAGGUUCCUAGACCAAAGAGCUUUCAAGGGUCGAGGAAUGCAAGGGAGUUAGAGAACUUCCUAUGGAGCUUGGAGCAAUACUUCGAAGCUUCGGGUAUUCGAGAUGAGAAUACCAAGGUAAAAACUGCACCUCUUUACUUGAGUGAUGUUGCCAUGCUGUGGUGGAGAAGGACCCAAGGCGAUAUCAAUAAAGGGGCGUGCGUGAUGGAGUCAUGGGAUGACUUCAAGAGGGAGAUCAAGAGGCAAUUCUACCCAGAGAAUGUUGAGUUUGAAGCCCGGUCGAGACUAAGGAGGCUUGCUCACGAAGGAGAGAUUCGAGGGUAUGUGAAAGAGUUUUCUGAAUUGUUGCUCGAGAUCCCCGACUACACCGACAAGGAGGCCAUGUUCACCUUCCUUGACGGCCUCCAACCAUGGGCGAAGUUGGAGCUACAACGGCGAGGCGUGCAAAGUCUUGCCGAGGCAAUGGCGAUUGUCGAGUCCCUAGUCGAGUACCACGAGCCGGAGGAACGUGCGGAGUUCGGAGGCAAUGGAGGUGGACGCGACUAUGAUAGAGACACACGAAGGCGUGGUAGACCGGACCAAGGAGGUAGUCAUAAGGUUGAGAAACCACUUACUUGCUUUCUUUGUGAUGGUCCACACCGUGUGAGAGAUUGCCCAAGAAAGCACAAGUUGUCGGCAAUGAAGGCCGUACUGGCAGAGUGCUCGAGCUCGGAAGAGGAAGCAGAGGAGGCUCCAAGAGUGGAGCCCCAUGUCGCGAAGAUCGGUUGCAUGAAGAGAUUGAGCGCCAUCAAGCGGGCGGAAGAGCCUCUCCAACCCGAGCAGCACGGCCAAUGCUUCGUAGAGGCGAAGCUCAACCAAAGGAAAACAAAAGCUUUGGUUGAUACUGGGGCAAGUUGCAACCUUCUUGACGUAGGUGAAGCGCAGAGGCUAGGCAUCACGUACGAGAAGAAGCAAAGAGGGUGGAUGAAAGCUACCAACUCAAGGGCCACAAGAACUCAUGGAGUAGCGCGCCAGGUGCCACUCAAGCUUGGAGGAUGGACCGGGGUGGCAGACUUUGAGGUUGUGUCGUUGGAUGAUUAUCAGGUCAUCAUCGGCAUGGAAUUCAUGGUGCGGGAGAAAGCUUUCCCGAUUCCCUACGCCAAUAGAUUCUGCAUCAAUGGCAGAGCAAGAUCGGUUCCCAUGACAAGAGAGCAACUCGAGUCAAACAAGAGGUGUUUGGCAAGGCAAGAGCAGCGAGAAGUGGCAACGAUGGUGGAGGCAGAGACUCACUCGAAGACUCGUUGGAGAAGGACGAGAAGGAGGAGUGCACAACAUCGUGGAGCCAUGAGAGACGAGGAUGUAUCAUCUUCGACUUGCCAAGAGAAGCAAGGAAAGGCCACCAUGAUCGAGAAGGCGGGACACUCAAAGACGCGACAGAGAAGACCGCGGAGGAGUGAGCAACAUCAUGGGAGCACAAGCCUCGAGAGCGAGCCAAGGCCAUCCUUGGUUUGGAGGAAGGUGCAACGAGACCUUGCAAGCAAUGAAGCUAAGGCAAGGGAGGCGUCUGCCAAAGAGCCACGAUGAGGGCGUCGUGGAUUGAGUGGAGGAGAAUGUCACCAACGAGGCUCAAGAGUCGAAAGAGGCUGCUCGAGGUCGAAGGAGGCAUUUCGUAGCAAGGACGCGACGAGGGCGUCGCGAGCAUAGGUGGGGGAGGAUGUCACAUGUGGCAGAUGACAUGGCGCCAACAAGGUGACAACAUGGCGGCUGCACAUGUGGCGUGUAUGGAAGACUAGUAGCAUAGAGAUGCUCCUCGGAUUCUCCACCUAAAUGAGAGCUUAAUGGUGCACUUAUGAGUCACAUAAUGGGUGACAUUUAUAGAGUGCAUAAUGGGGUGACUUAAUGGGUGUAUUGAUGUAGUAGAGGGACAUUAUGAGGGGCAUUGAUGCCUUGUAUGAGGAGAGGCCUAUAUAAGGAGCCAUCUCCCUCACUUGUAACUCAUCCAUCAUUUUUGUGAGCAAUACAACUAUAGAGUUUCU
Linum trigynum is the source of this 3534-nucleotide messenger RNA. The record is from the annotation of a GenBank genome assembly. NCBI's taxonomy places the organism in Eukaryota, Viridiplantae, Streptophyta, Magnoliopsida, Malpighiales, Linaceae.